This is a messenger RNA of Symbiodinium sp. CCMP2592, 1701 nucleotides long. The record is from the annotation of a GenBank genome assembly. NCBI's taxonomy places the organism in Eukaryota, Dinophyceae, Suessiales, Symbiodiniaceae.
AUGGCGAGCUUCGGUGCUGGGAAUCCUUAUGGGGACCCGAACUGGUACAACGGAGCCUACCACAGCCCCUACUACAAGGAGACGCACAAGGCGUGGCGCGCCAGGUGUCGGAGCUUCGUGGAAGAGCACAUCAUGCCCUUCGUGAGCGAGUGGGAGGUGAACAAGGCCGUGCCCCGGGAGACGUACGUGAAGUGUGCAGAGGCUGGUCUGCUGCCAGUGGUGGUGGGGGCCCAUUCGGGUGCCUUCGAUCUUGUGCCCAAGGAGGCCCCACAGGACUUGGACUACUUCCAUGAGCUCAUCUUCGUGGACGAGCUUGCAAGGUGCGGCAGCGGAGGCGUCUUGUGGGGCCUCAUCGAGGGGCUCCAGAUUGGCUUGCCGCCCGUGCUGAACUUCGGCACGGAGGAGAUGAAGAAGCGCGUGGCGCCGGACUGCCUCAUGGGGCGGAAGAUCAUCUCUUUGAACAUCACAGAGCCAUCCGCUGGCAGCGACGUGGCAGCCAUCAAGACCACCGCCGUCCGAGAGGGGGAUUUCUACAUCGUGAACGGCAACAAGAAGUGGAUCACCAAUGGGAUCUUCUCGGACUACUUCACGUGCGCUGUGCGGACGGGUGGACAGGGGAUGCGAGGGGUGUCGAUGCUGUUGCUCGAGAAGGAUUCUAUGCCAGGGAUCACGACCAAGAGGAUGGACUGCCAGGGCGUCUGGCCCAGCGGCACGACUUAUGUAGAGUUCGAUCAGGUCAAAGUUCCCGUGGCCAACUUGAUCGGCAAGGAAAACGAGGGCUUCGGUGUCAUCAUGAAGAACUUCAACCAUGAGCGCUGGGGCUUCGUGGUUCAGGCGACUCGCUUUAGCCGCGUGCUCCUGGAAGACUCCUGGAACUUUGCAAACAAGCGAAGCACCUUUGGGAAGAAGCUCGUGGAGCACCCGGUGAUACGCUGGAAGUUGGCCGAGAUGACCCGUCAGGUAGAGGGAAUCCACCACUGGCUGGAGAACAUGACUUUCCAGCUCUGCCAGAUGCCCAAGGACCAAGCGAUGACCACGCUGGGCGGACCCAUCGCGCUGAUGAAGGCACACUCCUCGAAGAUCUUCGAGUACUGCGCACGCGAGGCGCGGCAAAUCUUCGGGGGCAAUGCCUACACGCGGAGCGGUCUCGGAGAGAGAGCCGAGCGACUGUACCGCGACGUCGGCGCCUACGCCAUCCCCGGGGGCAGCGAGGAGAUUUUGCUGGACCUGGCCAUCCGCCAGGUGCUGGCUGGCCAGGCAGCGAUCCUCUCCGAGCUUCGGAGCCUGCAUGAGUACUGGAAGCAGCAGCUGGGAGCGGCGCAAGGCAGCGAUCGUUCGGCUUCGCCCGCGGCGGCUUCGCCCGCGGCGAAAGAGCUCUCGAAUGUCGGGCGGGAGGAAGCGGUCGAACGAAGACUCUCCGAGGGCCUCCAGGACUUCACCGACUCCAUCGUCCAGAGCAUCGAAGGACUGAGCUCCAAGCUGGUCUUCGAAGUCCCGGCGCGACCUGGGCCCCAGCCCAAGCCGCGAACUCAGAGCGACCAGCCGCGGACCACGGAGUUUCAUUCCGCCAACCUCAACUUAGGACGACUGCGUCUGAGAGAAGCGUGCGCUUCGCUCCGGAGCCGUCGCUGCCUUUUUUUGCUUUGUCUGCCGAUGGCCAUGGCCAUGGCGAUACUUCGGCGCAUGCCGCUCCCGGGCUGA